GCUUCAACCAACCAUAACACUGAAAAAACAGCGUUGCGAAGCGACGGAGAUCUCAAAGAAUCAAACCCAAUUAACCACACAAUACAAAACGCCCUCUUCUUCUUCUUCUUCUUCUGUUUCUUCUUCUUCUUCUGUUUCUUCUUCUUCUUCUUCUGUGUAAUUUUUUCCGAUUCCCAGUUAAUAUUCAAACACAGAACAAUGCUUCAGCAAUUCCACCACCGUUUUCCCAUACCAUCAUCAUCAUCUUCUUCUCCUUCUUCUUCUUCUGCCUCUUCUCUCUCCGUACCAUUUCCCAACCCCCAAUUUCGCCAUUCCAAAAUCCUCUGCGAGGCCGUGGACUCGAAGCCAUUGCCGGCGAAGACGAAGGUCGGACUCGGACCCCACACCGGGAGGGACCCGAGCGUCCAGAAGCCGGCGUGGCUGAAGCAGCGAGCUCCUCAGGGGGAGAGGUUCGACCAGGUCAAGGAUUCUCUCUCCCGACUGAAUCUCCACACCGUUUGCGAAGAGGCCCAGUGCCCUAACAUCGGCGAUUGCUGGAAUGGCGGCGGAGACGGCGUCGCCACCGCCACCAUCAUGCUCCUCGGUGACACCUGCACCCGCGGAUGCAGAUUCUGCGCCGUCAAGACUAGCAGAAACCCUCCCCCGCCUGAUCCCAUGGAGCCUCUCAACACCGCCAUUGCCAUUGCUUCUUGGGGUGUGGAUUAUAUUGUUCUCACAAGUGUUGAUCGUGACGACCUGCCUGAUGGUGGAAGUGGUCAUUUUGCUGAGACUGUCAAAGCCCUUAAGAAUCUUAAGCCUGAAUUGAUGGUUGAGUGUUUAACUUCCGACUUUCGAGGUGACUUGAGUGCUGUGGACACUUUGGUUCACUCGGGACUAGAUGUAUUUGCACACAACGUUGAGACCGUCAAACGGCUCCAAAGAAUUGUUCGAGACCCUCGGGCUGGGUAUGAGCAGAGUUUAUCUGUUUUGAAACAUGCAAAGGUCAGUAAGGAGGGUAUGAUAACAAAAUCUUCCAUAAUGCUGGGCCUCGGUGAAUCAGACGACGAAUUGAAGGAAGCCAUGGCCGAUUUGAGGGAUAUAGAUGUUGAUAUAUUGACGCUUGGACAAUACUUACAACCAACUCCACUACACUUGACUGUCAAAGAAUAUGUUACGCCUGAGAAGUUUGCUUUCUGGAAGGAAUAUGGGGAGUCUAUUGGAUUCCGCUAUGUAGCUAGCGGGCCAUUGGUUCGAUCGUCAUAUAGGGCAGGGGAGCUCUUUGUCAAGACAAUGGUGAGGGAAAGGGCAAACAGUGUAGCCACAUCCUAGUUGUUUUUUUAUGUUUUCUUAUCAUCAUUAUUAUUUUUUUUUUUUCGGUUGUACUUCCUCAAGCAUUUCUUCCUAGACUACAAUUUUGGCCGCAUAAGCAGCUGAAUUAGUUGUUGCGAUUUAUUGCUGAGUUGGCCCAAAGUUUCGAGUAUUUUUUGUCUGAUAUGAAGGAAAUAUUUGUUCCAUAGAAGAACAUGGUGUAAUUUUUUUUUUUUUUUUUCCAUUGUCCAAAGCGGUGAGAAUUGUUAAUCCUUUAUUUAAG
Molecule: messenger RNA, 1570 nt
Organism: Morus notabilis
Lineage: Eukaryota; Viridiplantae; Streptophyta; Magnoliopsida; Rosales; Moraceae
Product: lipoyl synthase, chloroplastic
Exons: 6
Coding region: 199-1308 (369 amino acids)
Biological process (GO): lipoate biosynthetic process
Cellular component (GO): mitochondrion; chloroplast
Molecular function (GO): 4 iron, 4 sulfur cluster binding; lipoate synthase activity
Source: RefSeq, a predicted model, not a curated record